Molecule: messenger RNA, 1002 nt
Organism: Colletotrichum siamense
Lineage: Eukaryota; Fungi; Ascomycota; Sordariomycetes; Glomerellales; Glomerellaceae
Gene: plyA
Product: putative pectate lyase A
Exons: 6
Coding region: 1-1002 (333 amino acids)
Molecular function (GO): pectate lyase activity
Source: RefSeq, a predicted model, not a curated record
AUGAAGUUCACUUCUGCUUUGGCGACGCUAUUCGCCAGCGUCGCAGUCGCAACGCCUACUCCCACCGUCGACAAUGUCGCCGACAAGCCCCACCUUGUCAAGCGAGCAUCAAUCUCCGACAAGGCGACUCUAGGCUAUGCCACUCUUAAUGGAGGGACUUCCGGUGGUGCUGGAGGAACGGUCACCACUGUAUCAUCUCUCGCCGAGUUCACCGCCGCUGUGAACGAGAAAGACACGGCUGCCAAGAUUGUCGUUGUCAAGGGCGUCAUCAAGGGUACCGCCAACGUCCGCAUCGGUAGCAACAAGUCUGUCAUUGGCCUCCCUGGAGCUGGUUUUGAUGGCAUCGGGCUGCACGCUCGUCGUCAGAGCAACAUCAUUGUGCGCAACAUCAAGUCAACCAACGUCCUUGCCUCGACUGGCGACGGUCUCAAGAUUGAGCAAAGCACAAACGUCUGGGUUGAUCACUGCGAGUUCUCCAGUGCUCUGGUCUCUGACAAGGACUACUAUGACGGCCUCGUGGAUGCUUCCCACGCCGCUGACUACAUGACCAUCUCCUACACCUACUUCCACGACCACUGGAAGACUUCUCUGGUUGGCCACAGCGAGAACAACGGAGACGAGGAUAAGGGUCAUCUCCGCAUCACCUACGCCCACAACUACUGGGCCAACUUCGGCUCCCGUGGCCCGUCUCUGCGCUUCGGCACUGGUCACAUCUACAACUCCUACUAUCUCAACGGAAACUCUGGCAUCAACACCCGUCAAGGCGCGCAGGUCCUCAUUCAGAGCAACGUUUUCAAGAACGUCUCGGUUCCCAUCACCACCCAAGACUCUGAUAUUGUCGGCUACGCUGUGGCCAUUGACAACGAUCUCGGCGGUGCUGCCAACACUGCUCCCGUCGGUACGAUGAACGCCAACUCGCCCGGAUACUCUUACAGCCUUCUCGGCUCUGCCAAUGUCGUUGCCACUGUGCCGGGACAGGCCGGCCAGAAGUUGACUUUCUAA